Messenger RNA from Amoebophrya sp. A120, 2766 nucleotides. The record is from the annotation of a GenBank genome assembly. Lineage: Eukaryota; Dinophyceae; Syndiniales; Amoebophryaceae.
AGCAAGAACAAGCUGCGCUCUUUUUCUGAGUUGUAGUGAGGAUUUCUUCCGAAGUUCAUGCAAAUCGGUUUUACAUUUGCGCACGUGCUUUUGCUAGCAAUAGAAGUGCAACGCUCGUCUGAACCAUGCCCAAUCUCAUGAGUGUGCUGUUCUUUUCCUUUUGUUUGAUGCCGUUCCAAAAAAUGCACAGUUUUGGUAAAGUGGUGCCCUAAUACUUACCUAUUCAAACCCUUUCCCUUUUUGCAAAGCUGCGGAAAAGCAUUGAAAUCAAAUUCGAUUUUGGCGGAGUUUGACCUUUACCAUUCUUAUUGUUAAGUACGCGAGCGCGCACGUUGCUCCCGGACGAAGUGGAGAAGGUGCUACGUUGUAUCUUCGUCCUUAGUCCAGAGCAGUUCUAAUUAGCACACUUUCUGUAGUCUUCUCCUAAUUUCAUUUUUAGCUUCGAAAAGUAGGCGACUGUCUGAGACUGAUAGAUACUUUACUAACUUUAUCUAAGUCAAAAUAAAUGGGAAAGUUCAAGUUUCAAAUCAAGCUCUCCGGCCAAUGGCGGGACUACAGCGACGAGGAGAAUGCUUUUCUGACCCGCGCUUACAUGAGCGGCAUGAAGAACUGCAGAUACCAGCUGCGAGGGCAGAGCUACGAAUACAACUUUGGAACGAUGAACCAGGUACUGUCGAAUGAUGUUUGAUGAUCAUCAUACGAACUUGCAAAAUCAUAUGUUGCACGAAGUAGAGUCUGUCGGUGGAAGGAAAAAAAAAAAUUGAUAAUAGUGCUCGGAGCUGGUGCUGCGACAGAGUUGUAUGCUCCUCACAAAAAAAAUGAAUGAAUAAAAUCACCGCGACCACAUCAGACCACCAUCAACAACUAGGUAAAUCUCGCUUCGGGUAAGCGCCGCCAAAUUCGAGCGCCGCCAAACCUGCGGCCGCCGGACCGUCCGGUCGUGCCGCCAGGCCCCACGAUCUGCGUCACAGUUCCGACAACCGCCCGUGGAGGGGACGUGCUUCACGUGCCGCACCCGCAUAACAAAGCUGUCAUGAUGCAGGUAUAAUUGUUGUACGCUUUACCUUUAACUUUUCCGAUGUUUUCUACUACAACUACUGACGGAGGACAUCAUUGUGAUGUUGUUUCUUCAUGGGCACGCGCACGCAUGACAAGCACAAGAUAUUAAAAAUAAUGACGACAGGUAACCGUCCCGCCAAACGCUCGACCGGGCGCUACCUUGCUCGUUCCCGUUCCUCCACUGGGACCGAAGAUUGUCGCGCAGCCAGGCACUGCAGCUGGCGGCUCGCAGCCAGCGCUGGCUAACUCCAAUAACGGUGCGGGUGGAGGUGACGUCAACAAGAGUGGUGGACAAUCUGGCCCGGGCUACGGGAAAGGAGUCGCAGUCGGCGCGGCUGCGGGCGUUGGCGCCGCGGCAGUAAUCGGGGGUGGUGUGGCCCUGGGAGUCAUGGCGCAGAAUGGUAGCUAGCUAUCUAAGUAAAUUUGAUGAAAAUGAUGAAAUUCAGAUUUCCAGUUGUGUUGUCGUUGUCCACCAAUAAAGUAGUAGAACUCUCCCCAACUUCUGUACAGGUCAACUGGACGGCGUGGUUGCUGGUGCUGCGGACGCGGCAGGAGACGUUGGCGCCUUUGCGGCGGACGCCGCGCAGGAUGUCGGCGCGGCCGCUACGGACGUUGCGCAAGACGCAGGUGCGUUUGCCGCGAAUGCUGCGCAGGACGUGGGUGCGUUUGCCACGGACGCCGCAAAAGAUGUAGGUGCGUUUGCUGCGGAUGCUGCACAGGACGUAGGUGCGUUCGCAACCGAUGCGGUAGGAGAUGUCGGCGAUUUCGCGGUCGACGCCGCGGGCACGAUUGGGGACGGAGCUGAGUUCGUCAUCGACGAGUUAGGCGACUUCGCGGGCGAUGUGGGGGAUUUUAUCAUCGAUUUGUUCUAAGGAGCGUAUCGACUGUAUCAAAUCUUCUCCGGCGCGAGGAGCCUGUCGAUAGGCGUUGUACUAUAUUGGUUGUCAAGAGGAGCAGGGCUUUUGAAGAAAUCUUCUGAAUAGCCGAAGUAUAUCUGCGCUUCUUGGUAGUGACAACCAGCACAAAGAUAUAGUAGAGCACACCCUUGACGAGCAUGUAUGAUUAUUGGUAUUCGAUAUGAUUUGUGUUUGUGCCUGUUUAUGUUUUAGCAUACACUUAUUUAAUUGCUCUUGUUAGUUUGAGUCACUUCCGACUCUAUCGAUUAAUCCGGCGUGCCCGGUCCUGGUGACCGUCACCUGGGAUGUAUUUGCUCACGCACCUUGUUGCAAAAAUUUUUUGUAAUGCACCACACCUACUACUACUAGUACUACACGUACACAUCCACUGUACAAAAUAUUUUUUUUUCUUCACGGUCACAGUCUACCUCGUCGGCGAGAAGCAAGAUGAAGGCCCACUACCGGUGCGGCGUGAUGCCACCGUGCGACGCUGUACAACUAGAGUAGAGGUCUGGCAUCAAGAAACCGUUUGUGGAAUACUCGAAACCUCCGCGUCUCGGGACCGAAUUCAAUUUUGUAUGAUGUCUGAGGAAGGCAAAAAUGCAAAAACAAAUACCAGCUGGUGCUUGAUGACGCCUUCCUCUUCCCGGAGUUUGGACGCAGGAGCAUCGCGGGUUGUCACGUGACAAGCUGUUCGCACACGGCAGUACUGCUGGAAGAAGAACGUCCUCUGAGGCCAGAUUUCCUCUGUCGUGCUGGCGUGCGUUGCUGUUUCAGUCUGAAUCAUUUCGCAUACGUCGUUGAGAGUACU